Lipotes vexillifer (Yangtze River dolphin) is the source of this 480-nucleotide messenger RNA. Its product is annotated as transmembrane protein 42-like. Lineage: Eukaryota; Metazoa; Chordata; Mammalia; Artiodactyla; Lipotidae. The transcript is spliced from 3 exons. The record is from RefSeq and is a predicted model, not a curated record. The coding region runs from base 1 to 480 and encodes 159 amino acids.
AUGGAGGUAAGGCCUCAGUUCGCCGGCGGAGGGGUGUGCACAUCUGCCUACGCCGACGCCUCCGCCGGAUUCCCCCCGCACCUCCAGGCGGGAGCGAUGCGGCGCCGCUUCUGGGGCGCGUUCAACUGCCUGUGCGCCGGCGCGUUCGGGGCCUUGGCUGCCGCCUCCGCCAAGCUGGCCUUCGGCAGCGAGGUGAAUGUGGGCUUCUCCGUCUUAGGCAUCAUUGUGAUGGCUACCACCAAUUCUCUGAUGUGGACGUUCUUUAGCCGGGGCCUCAGUUUCUCCGUGUCUUCAGCCAUUGCAUCUGUCACAGAGACUUUUUCAAAUAUCCUCAGCUCGGCCUUCCUGGGUUUUGUGUUGUAUGGAGAGUGCCAGGAGGUCUUGUGGUGGGGAGGAGUCUUCCUCAUCCUCUGCGGACUCACCCUGAUCCACAGGGAGCUCCCACCACCCAGGAAGGCUCUUCCACACAAGCAGCAGUAG